Blastomyces gilchristii SLH14081 is the source of this 3543-nucleotide messenger RNA. RefSeq lists its product as uncharacterized. The transcript has a single exon. The record is from RefSeq and is a predicted model, not a curated record. The coding region runs from base 636 to 2879 and encodes 747 amino acids. NCBI's taxonomy places the organism in Eukaryota, Fungi, Ascomycota, Eurotiomycetes, Onygenales, Ajellomycetaceae.
UUGUCACGUACGGACCGUCUUGUCACCGUACCGCCCGUUCAACCUUCCCUUCCUCACCUCAACCUCACCUCACCCUCACCACAACCUCCAACCUCUUUCCAUCACAACACACACACACACACACACUCUCUCUCUCUCUCUCUCUCUCUCUCUCUCUCUCUCUCUAUAUUUCCCAUCCCUCUCUAUCCUUCUCUCCCUCCUCUCUCUCUCUCUCUCACCCUCUCUGACUUUUGUUUCCUGUCGUUGAGAGGUUCCUCCCAUUUCUUCUUCCUGAUAAUCUCUCAGACUGCGGCUUUCUCCCUCUUUCCCUCCCUCUCGGCUUCAACCUGACCCUCCUCAAUCGCCGCUUCACAUGGGUGAAUCUCCACCCAGCUCCCGUCUUUCCUCCCAUCAAUAACUGGCCAUGAUAUUCGUGCACCUCCUUCCACUCACCGGUCGGCUCUCGAUCCCCUCUCUCCUUUUCGUCACCGCUCGAUUCGACCCCAGCUCUAGCUUGUUCUGAUGACGGAACUUUGCUCGAUUGCCACGAACCUAUUACUGACUCCCUUACCCGUCCACCCGGGCUCGACUGGCACCCAUUCUAUUCGAAUUCACGAUAUCUCCGGCCUCCCAUCGCUGUCAAUCCCUUUCCCAAGAUGGCGUCUCUCAUAAUUCCAGAGGGUGGCAUAUGCCUUCGGAGAGCAGACACACCUGGGGACGCCUCCUCUCCCGACCCCUCCAGCAAACCAAGCCAGAUAAUGCGGCUGAAUCUGGCUCAGACCACCCUCGACGAACUCGUCCAGAGUCUGCGUAACGAUCAAAAGGCCCGUAUCCGUCUGGGAAAACACCAAUCGCUCCACUACGGGAACAAGUCUCAGACCUUCUUCUCGUCGCCUGAAAGUCACCGUUCAGAAAUUUACUGCUACUCUCCUUCAUCUUCUUCGUCUUCUACAGCCAACAAUGCUUAUUUUACUGGCGUGCUCAGCCAUAAACUGGAGGUGGAGAAAGCUCGUGAGGAUACUGCUGCUACGGAUGAAGCAUUGGCCAAUCUGGAGCAAAGACUGAGUGCUUUUGAGAAAGGGAAAGAAUCUAGAAAAACACCCAUGAUCACAACAAUUGACCAAAUGAGGGCUCUAGGUGCCGGGGACAACCGCAGCGCAACCGGGAAGGAAGCGGCUUCAUUGGCCCGCAUGCCAAGAAGUAAGAUUGAUGUGGAAAAGGAGCGCUUUUUUCAGCAUGCUGCCAAUCGAUCGAAUUCCGCUAGCCCGGGCCUUCUUGGUGCACGUUCGCCAGCUGCUGCCACUCCUAUGGCGCCUCCUAAAUCAGCCUCUCUUCCCCAAAACAAAGACAAAAUACGCCUCGAAGCUCUCCGUGUUCCCUUGACCCAUCUGCUUGCUGUCCGCCCAGUUUCUGUCAGAUUUUUAGCGCAAAAAACUAGAUCGUCCCAGGAGGACUGUUUGGCCCUCGUACAGAAAUAUGGUGUCGAGAAUAGAUUAAAUCGGGAAAAGUAUGGCCUAAAAGACAAGGCGUACAAGGAUCUUGAUAUCUGGGGGUUUCCGUACCCUUCGGAGGAUGAGCGGCAGGAGGCUAUCGAGAACGCCAUUUCGGCCUUUGACCGAAUGCGGAUUUCACGCGCGGAUAAGCUUUGGCAGAUGCUGCUUCCAAAGGCUGAGAGGGGAAAGGGUAAAGUGUUAUCUCGAUUAAACCUACAUACCGGCCCGAUAGCCAAAAGCACCACCUCUCGAGUUAACGCUCAAUCCUCUGAAGAUGUAUCGAAAGAAGGAUAUGGAACCGGCAAUGAAUCAGAUCGGACGACCGGUGCUAUAACCCCGAACCAGCAGAAUGGUAAUAUUUCUGCGCGGUCAGGAAGUACAGCACAAAAGAAGGAGCCCGCAAAUAAGAAUGGGAAUGCAAAACGUGCAGGCGCUAGAGCAAAAAAUACUACAUUGACGGGGAGAGUAACGAAGAAGACUGAUAAGAAGACAGAGAAAAAAUCUGCAGCGAAACCAGUUACAAAGUACAAAUCUGCGGAGUUUGUACAUGAUUCAGAUGAAGAUACGGAAAUGGCUGAUUCCCCACCUCUGGGAUCGUCCACGGCCCCCACGAGCGAUACGGUAGCGAAGCAGAACCAGGCAGCAAGAGUCAACAAAACGUCCGUGAAGAGCUUUCCACCUUCAACGUCCACUACACCCAAGCCGGCCGAAGCAGAAAAGCCAGCCAAAGCGAAGUCUCAGUCCAUGAAAACGAUUCCCUCUGCUACAGCAACUACUCGUACAGCCAGCAACAGUUCUCCACAAAAACCUUCUCCACUUGGCUCAUCGCCUCCCACGAAUGCAUCCGAGCUAGAAAGCGGAAGGCGAUCCUCCAAUACCACGCAGUCGUCCAGCUCGUCCUCUCCUCUUAUGGUUCAACAUUCCAGGGCGAAGGCCGCCUCUACUGUUUCUGGUAUCCAGGCACCAAGUGCGGUAAAUCGUGACCCAAAGCCAGCCUCAAGUACCCUGAAGCGCAAAGCCGAGACGGACCAACCGCCCUCACACCAUCAAAAUCAUGAGCCAAACGGGAUACGGCAUCCAAAGCCCCGCCCCCAUCCGCUUCAAACUCCUGCGACAAAUGGCCGCUUCAUGGAGCCGAAACGGCGCCGCCUCUCCAGCCCAUCCAGCGGCAGCACUACAGGCAGCGCCUCACCGCCACGGAGCCUAGAGAUACUCCGCCAACGGCUACGCGACAAAGCACUACAAUUCAAGCGGUAUUAUGCCUCAUAUCGACUUCUACACCAGGAGAUGACCAGCCAUCCAGACCCACCGCCGAGCGAGAUUGAGAAACUGGAGCGGCAGCAUGAGCGGUUGCAGAAGAUGAAGCAGGAGAUUUGGGAAGAGGAUCGGCGCUUGAGAACUGGAUAACGAGCUUAUUUGCUUAAAAGAAUUUGUGCUUUUUAUCGAAUAUCACACUCCUAUAUUUUUAUUCGGUAAGCAUUAUCAAUCAUGAGGUGGCGCGGGCCCCGCGGUACGAAUAUCCUCUUGUUACUGCGGAGUGGCCAUGCUUAUUUAUGUUCAUUUAUUGUUAUCCUGUUAUGGCUAAUUGGGAUUUUCUGGCUACCCUUUUUAUUUUAUUUUUUCUCCCGCGUAAUAUUCCUACACAUACUGGCUAAUAUUAAUAUAUAUAUAUAUAUAUAUAUAUAUAUAUAUAUGCCUUGGGUUCGUUUAUGAGGAAUGGCGUAUCUAUCUCAUUUCUUUCUGUUUUUGGCAUGUCAAUUGGGAAUGUAUGUAUGGGAAUUAAAUAUUUUUGAUUUUACUUAUAUAGCCAGGAAGGGUAUUAUAUAUUUGGCCAUAUAUUUGAUUCUUUUAUCUACAAAGCAUGUAUGUAACAUUGUUCUGCAUCUCUCAGAAGGUGCCCAAACAAUAUAGGAACCUGGUAUUGAAUGGUGUCAUCCAAUAAACAAUCCUCCUUCCUCAGCAUUUCUACAGUUUGCCUGGCCCCAAUUACAUACAUACAGCAUACACUAUUUACUCCAGCAAUUCUGAUAAUGUAUCCUCCCUCCUGCCCACUGCUACAGUAUCAGCGUGC